GCAUGUACAUUUAUAACACUCUUUGUUAUACGUUUCGAGCCACAUUUAUAUUAUGCACACACAAAUAUUGUAAAUGAAAACAAUAAACAAUAUCCCCAAGUGGCAUCUAAUGAUCUUUAUCGUAAGGUGGGUGUAUAUACGCGUUACAGUGUUUAUAUCUGCCUAUCUGUAUGUAUGUGGUGUGUAUAUAUGCGUUGCAGUGUUUAGGUUGUCCUCAUGAGUUUACGUAGCACAUCCGUAAGUUUCUUACGCUUUGUAGAUUCUACCUCUCCACUUCUUUACGUUCUUGUUCAGCUUUUUCUCUUCAUUACGUGGCAUAUCUCUUCGUCUAUAUAUGUUUUAUUUAUCAUUAUAUUACAUAUAAUAUAUAAUAAAACCGCAAGAGGAGUUGAGUUAUAUAAAUUGUCCGGCUUCUCUUCGAAUAUUUAGAGCCAGAGCCAACCCUCUCUCUCUCUCUCCCUCUCUCCGUACAUUCCUUUAUAAAAACCUUUCUUUUUUUCUUCGAAUCUUUAAAGUUUUCUGAGGAAGUUUGAAUUUUCUGGGGGUUCUGUUUGUUUCUCGGUAAAAUCGAUUUUUUAGAAGAUGGGUUUCACGAGGACGAAACGAGUCACUGACCCACUCGCUGACGAGGUCAGGGCUCGAUUCUUCGGGUGCAGUUUCAGCAGCGGCAGUGAGCAUUCCGGCGACGGGUUCCACGACGAUGACUCCCCUUGUCUCUCCGAGUUGGUCCAUGGAUUUUUAGAGGAUCACCAGGACGAGAUCGCCGGCGAGUCGUCGUCGCGCUGGAGCGAAAAUGACUCGGGUUCCGACUCUGAGUCUGACUCGGAACGAGUCGAUUCGUCGGCAGAGCGAUCCGACGCCGCUGAGGAGAUCGCGAGGUUGAUCAGAAACUGCAUCAGGGACGACCCGUACGGACAUGCGCUAUUGGUCCACGUCACCAGGGCCAUGGAAGUCUUGUCGUCUAACGGAUCUCACGGAGAACACCACGCCGUUUUUCACCCGAACGAUACGCCGUCUCCCGACUCCCAGCACGAACGCCGCGCCGUUCUCCGCCGGAGAGUGAUGUCUCUCCUCCGCGAGCUCGGACACAAUGCGGCGAUCUGUAAGACCAGAUGGAGAUCCUCCGGAAACCUACCCGCUGGGAACCACGAGUUCAUCGACAUCAUCGUCCAAUCAAACAACGACACGUAUCGCUACAUCGUGGAGCUGGACUUCACGUCGCAGUUCGAGAUCGCUAGACCCACGACGCAAUACUCGUUUGUGCUGCAAUCGCUGCCGAGGAUCUUCGUGGGUCGAGUGGAGGACCUGAAGCGGCUCGUGCGUCUCACGUGCGACACGGCGAGGCGUUCGCUGAGGAGCCGUGGUCUGACGGUGCCUCCGUGGCGGAAGAACCGUUACAUGCAGACUCGGUGGCUGGGUCCGUACAAAAGGACGACGGCAGGAUUGACGCCGUCAUCUGACGACGCUAACACCGUCGUUUGUCGCGCCAUCGGCUUCGACAAUACCAUCGAGGGGCGCCUGUUUGUACGGACUCGAUGAUAAAGACGAUUUCACCACGUGACUAUUAAUUGUGAUUUUCUCCGAGUUACAAUUUUAGUAUUUUUUUUAUAUUUUAAACAAAAUUACUAAUUAUAAAAUUUGAACGUCCUAUUCGAACGCAGGUAUAAAAAAAUACGGAUUCGUGGAUAUAAUCGUUUAACCUAUAUUAGUUGUAAUUUUUAUUUUCAUUUUGUAAAAUUGUCUAAAAAUAAUGGAAGAACAAUGUGCGCUACGCGGCAAACGAACAUCGUAAAGCAUAGGAGCAACCGUGAAGUGGGACAAAACACGCAACAAGUGCAUGAUCUUGAGCCGUAGACAUGAAUCAGAUCCAACGGUUGAAAACUAAUCGACAAAAACAGGUGGACGUGGACGUCGUUGCAGAGGAUUAUAAUCCGUUUCUAUCGACGUGGCAAUACCACGUGACGUGGUGAACGUGAAAUGCGUCGGUCCACAUCCAGGCGGGCUCAUUGCACUGUCAUAUAGUGGACCGCACCUGAUAAAAACCCACCUAAAAGAAAGACCAAAAAAAUUGGAGCACGUGACUUGGAUAAGAUUAUCUAUCUAUAUAUUAGUUUUAUUCCUUUGUAU
Molecule: messenger RNA, 2127 nt
Organism: Tarenaya hassleriana
Lineage: Eukaryota; Viridiplantae; Streptophyta; Magnoliopsida; Brassicales; Cleomaceae
Exons: 1
Coding region: 583-1539 (318 amino acids)
Source: RefSeq, a predicted model, not a curated record